Podospora anserina S mat+ is the source of this 1344-nucleotide messenger RNA. RefSeq lists its product as uncharacterized. The transcript is spliced from 5 exons. The coding region runs from base 1 to 1344 and encodes 447 amino acids. The record is from RefSeq and is a predicted model, not a curated record. Lineage: Eukaryota; Fungi; Ascomycota; Sordariomycetes; Sordariales; Podosporaceae.
AUGGCAUCAACAAAUCAACAAGAUGGUUUCCUGCGGUUUGAGAGAUGGAUAAGGCAACAAGGGGACGACCGUCCCAGCAGAAUACAGUCAGAUGUAACCGAGUUGACCAGAUGGGGAGGGUACGACUUUGAUAUGAUCUUUGCGCCCCUGGACGGCAGAUACCGAGGUCCGCCAUCGGGAGAAUAUGACCAAUUAAUUCAGCUGUACGACAUACCCGACGACUUUGUGGCCGAGCGUGAGCGGAGUGUCACACACUCAUUUGGACACCAACUGGGAGAAAAUGGAGUAGAGACUCUUUGGAUGCACUUUCUGGUCAAAAUUCCAACAACAGCCUCCCAACCCAACCAACAUGAGCCUUGGCUAAAAUGGGGCUUUGUCAUGACAUGGAAGCCGAAGCCUAUGACCCCAACUGAACGAGACACUGUGGAACCAGAGAACUCAGAGUACUGUGUCACUUUCCUUGCCUUCCAGCCUCCCCUUGAGUCUAUCCAGGCUUUGGUGACAUUCAUUUUGUCUUCAACCUGGAACCAUGUCAACAACGAUCCCUACGUGAUUGUGGACGUGGCACUUUCAUCUUGGUAUCAGAGAGUGGAUAGUAUUGCUUGGGAUGUUACUCACCUUGUACGGACUGACGAGAAAAGGUUGUUUGAGCGGGCAAAGAUACUUGAAACGACUGACCCUAGCUCACACUCUCGUCACCUCUCAAGCCUGGAUUUACACGGAAUUCAUACCAGUGCUAAGAACGCCAUCUACCUGACUGAAGCCUUGGACGCUAUCCUUAGAGCAGUUGACAGGGUACUAUCGGCACACAAGGAGCUUCUGCAUGAUCCAAAAAACAAGUGGAGAACGGAGGAUCGGACAUGGGAAAACACCCAUCGAUUGUUGAGAUACCGGAGCGAGCUUUUCAACUCCACCAGGCUCAGGAUUGUUAGUUCUCACGAAAGGAUCAAGAAUGCAGUGGAUCUGGCUUUUCACUUGAACAAUGCCCAAGAUAGUCGUAUCGGCAUGAUGAACAGCCGCAGCGUCCGGAUCAUUUCUAUUGUCGGCUUGAUAUUCAUCCCUUUCAGCGCCGCAAGCUCUAUCUUUGGCACACAAUUCUUCAGUUUCCCGGACAAUAAUGAGCACCACAUGCAGGUCAAUCAAGACAUCUGGUAUCUCUUUGCUACAGCCAUCCCUGUUACCAUUGGCAUUCUCCUACUCUGGAAGGCAAGCGAAAACGACCAGCUGCGAUUACCGGGCGGGCUAGCUUCACUCUUUGGCUGUUCAAGUCAGCCAAGGCCGCGCGAUUCUCCUUCGGGGGAAAGGGGCAUUUUGCUAAACGAUAUGGAACAGCAACGUGCUUGA